Syzygium oleosum is the source of this 882-nucleotide messenger RNA. Its product is annotated as probable LRR receptor-like serine/threonine-protein kinase At3g47570. Lineage: Eukaryota; Viridiplantae; Streptophyta; Magnoliopsida; Myrtales; Myrtaceae. The transcript has 2 exons. Gene Ontology annotation, biological process: protein phosphorylation. Gene Ontology annotation, molecular function: ATP binding; protein kinase activity. The record is from RefSeq and is a predicted model, not a curated record. Bases 16 to 882 code for a protein of 288 amino acids.
GCCGUCUUUAAAGGGAUGCUCUCAAGAAACAACAAAGUUGUAGCCAUAAAAGUUGUCAAACUCCGUGAACAUGGAGCCAGGAAGAGCUUCAUGGCCGAAUGUGAAGCAUUGAGACACAUCAGGCAUCGAAAUCUUGCCAAGAUCAUCACUUCAUGCUCGAGCAUAGACUUUAGAGGGAACGAUUUUGGAGCUUUAGUGUUCGAGUUCAUGCCAAAUGGGAGCCUGGAUAAAUGGUUACACCCAACAGGGGAAUGCGUGAUGCUGAAUAUAGUCCAACGCUUGCACAUCGCGAUUGAUGUGGCAGUGGCACUGGAUUAUCUUCACCACCAGUGCCAUGUACAGAUUGUACAUUGUGACUUGAAGCCAAGCAAUGUCCUUCUCGAUGAUGACAUGCAUGCACUUGUAAGUGAUUUUGGCCUGGCAAAGUUUCUCAUGGCAAGAGCCUCUCAAGCAGAAAGCAGCUCGAUUGGCUUGAGAGGCACCAUUGGUUAUGUUGCUCCAGAGUACGGUCUUACUAGAGAAGUAUCGACUCAAGGUGAUGUCUACAGCUAUGGAAUUCUCUUACUCGAAUUGUUCACUGGAAAAAGACCCACAGAGAGCAUGUUUGCAAGCAACUUUAAACUCCAUGAUUUUGUUGAAAUGGCCCUUCCGGAUAGGCCCAUGAAAGUAAUAGAUCCCUCACUCAAUCUGGAGGAAGAGGGCAACUCGGACAACAAUGGGCAAUGUGUAAACACAGGCAACAUUAGAACGUGCUUGGCAAUGAUCCUUCAAGUUGGGGUCGUCUGUUCUGCCGCAUCACCACGUGAAAGAAUGGACAUUGGUGACGUUAUCACCGAACUGUAUAAGGCAAAGAGUAUCCUCUUGGAGACAAGGUUGAGCUAG